AUGGCGUCUAGACUGGCGAGGAGUGCUGCUGGAGCUAGCAAACUCCGCGCAUCGACUUCUCUCCCAAUCCGUGCCCUUCCAACCCUCACUGCCAGCACGCCCUUGACCUCGAUCCGUCAUCAAUCCUCCUCGAACGUGCCCUCGCAAGAUCCGAAAAAGACAGCUCAAUCCAUCGUCGAUGCUCUCCCAGGGUCUUCCCUCGCCAGCAAAACCGCCAUUCUCUCCGCAGGCGCUGGAAUCUCAGUCUGGGCAAUCAGCAAUGAGCUCUACGUCGUAAACGAGGAGAGCGUCAUCGCUUUCUGUCUGCUGUCCGUCUUCUACGGCAUCUUUAAAUACACCGGCCCCAUGUACAAGGACUGGGCGGAUGGCCAAGUGCAGAAAAUCAAGGAUUUGUUGAAUGAGGCGAGAACGAACCAUGCCAGUGCCAUUAAAGAGCGGAUUGAGGAUGUCAAGCCUUUGAACAAUGUGGUCGAGAUUACGAAGCAGCUGUUUGAUGUUUCCAAGGAAACUGCAAGACUCGAAGCUCAGGCUUUCGAACUCGAGCAAAAAACCGCUCUGGCUGCCGAAGCCAAGAACGUUCUCGACAGCUGGGUCCGUUAUGAGGGCCAGGUCAAACAACGACAACAGAAGGAGUUGGCCGACAGCAUUAUCGCCAAGGUUACCAAGGAGCUCGAGAAUCCCAAGGUUUUGCAGCAGAUUUUGAACCAGUCGGUGGCGGAUGUUGAGAGGUUGGUGGCUAGCAAGAGCCAGUAG
Molecule: messenger RNA, 753 nt
Organism: Fonsecaea nubica
Lineage: Eukaryota; Fungi; Ascomycota; Eurotiomycetes; Chaetothyriales; Herpotrichiellaceae
Exons: 3
Coding region: 1-753 (250 amino acids)
Biological process (GO): proton motive force-driven ATP synthesis
Molecular function (GO): proton transmembrane transporter activity
Source: RefSeq, a predicted model, not a curated record